CAUUCCCUCGUGGCCUCCUCAAGUCCUCUCACCUUUCGUUUUAACCAAGUUUACCAAAACACGUUCUCUUUUCUUCCCUUCCUAAUCAUUUACACUUUCAACUUUCACCAUGGAUCCUUAAACUCAGUUUCUUAGACACACGAAAAGACACAGAGAUGGCAAAGUUCACCACCCGGUUAGAUAAUAACUUCUGUUUUCUUUCUCAUAAUACCAGCACUUCCCAAAGUUCAAUCCUUUUAAACAGAACUUCACGGAAGAAUCUUCAGUUGCAGUUAAGUCCUUCAAAGCAUCGAUUGAAUUUCGAAGUUUUAUGUAGUAUCAAGGAGAAAGAGAAUGUUAAAGGCGAGAUAGAAAAGGUUGGUGGUGGUGCUAGCAGUGGCGGGUUAGUAAAUGGGGUACGUGUUGAGGAACUGGAUAGAAAGACAGGUUUGGGUCGGGAGAAUGCGUCUAAAGAAGCUGGUUUUGAUUUGGUUUGGCCUCCAUGGAAGAAUAUUCCUCAGAGAUAUAAGCUGAUUGGUACCACUUCACUUGCCUUUGUUAUUUGCAACAUGGAUAAGGUGAACUUGAGUGUUGCUAUAAUUCCAAUGUCACAUCAAUUCGGGUGGAAUUCAUCAGUAGCUGGAGUAGUGCAAUCAUCGUUCUUCUGGGGUUAUGCAUUGAGUCAAUUGCCCGGGGGUUGGCUUUCGAAGCUUUUUGGUGGAAGAAAAGUUCUUGAGAUUGGAGUACUGGCUUGGUCCUUGGCUACAGCACUUGUUCCUAUUCUAGCUGGAUUCAUGCCUGGACUACUUUUGUCUAGGGUUUUGGUAGGGAUAGGAGAAGGUGUUUCUCCGUCAGCUGCAACAGACCUUAUUGCCAGGUCAAUACCUUUGGAAGAGCGGUCCAGGGCUGUAUCAUUUGUCUUUGGUGGGUUAAGUGUAGGAAGUGUUACAGGGCUUCUUGUAGCUCCGACGCUCAUCCAAAACCUUGGGUGGGAAUCCGUAUUUUAUUUAUUUGGCUUUCUGGGGAUAUGGUGGUAUUUGGGAUUUCAUUUUCUUGGAGAAGGGCGAGCUUCAGAUGCAGUUGAAGUUGAGCAUGUUGCACCAUUGCAAUCUGCUAAUCUGCACAAGUUGUGGAAUAAUUCUCUAGAAGAAUUAGCUGAGACAAAAACUUCAUGGAGUAACACCCAAGAAGAGUUGCGAGCCUCACUGAAGGAUGUACCAUGGAAGGCUUUUUUCCGACUUCCAGCUGUAUGGGCUAUGAUAUAUGCUCAUUUUUGCGGGAGUUGGGGUCAUUAUACUUGUUUAUCUUGGCUUCCUACCUUUUUCAGUGAGGAGCUGAAUCUGAACUUGAGAGAAGCUGCAUGGGUUUCUAUCCUUCCUCCCCUGGCUUCCGUUUUUGUGACAAGCAUAGCUGCACAGUUUUCUGACAAUUUAAUUGCAAAUGGAGUUGAGACCACUACGGUGAGAAAGAUCUGCCAGGCAAUUUCCUUUUUGUCUCCUGCUACUUGCAUGAUUCUAUCUUCUCUAGAUCUAGGACUGCAACCAUGGGAAAUUGUGGGGAUUCUCUCCUGUGGACUAGCUCUCUCCAGUUUUGCCUUGUCAGGGCUUUAUUGUACACAUCAAGAUAUAUCACCUGAAUAUGCAAGUAUACUUUUGGUAUGGUAUUACCAACACUGUCGGAGCAGUGCCUGGAAUUGUAGGUGUUGCCCUUACUGGUUUUCUUCUAGAUUCAACUCAUUCAUGGAGUAUGUCAUUAUUUGCACCAUCCAUAUUCUUCUACUUGACUGGUACCAUUGUCUGGUUGGCUUUCGCUAGCAGUAAGCCUCAAAGCUUUUCAGAAAGUGAUUGACCUCGUUUCUGCGCCUUACAUUGUUUCUCCCAGUUGAAGCAUCCAAACAAUAUACAGUGUUUGAGGUAUCCCAAAUUGACCCUCCACUGUGCCCAAGUAGAAUUCGACCAUGUUCAAUGUUUAUUAUAGUAGGUAGUUUGUUCAUAUAGAUAUACCUGCAUAGAAAACAUACAUGUAUGAUUAAAACUUCAAUUUUCUUCAUAUAAUUUGUAAAUCCAGGUAACGGUUUUGGCCA
Molecule: messenger RNA, 2062 nt
Organism: Gossypium raimondii (Peruvian cotton)
Lineage: Eukaryota; Viridiplantae; Streptophyta; Magnoliopsida; Malvales; Malvaceae
Product: probable anion transporter 6, chloroplastic
Exons: 15
Coding region: 156-1793 (545 amino acids)
Biological process (GO): transmembrane transport
Molecular function (GO): transmembrane transporter activity
Source: RefSeq, a predicted model, not a curated record